Messenger RNA from Larimichthys crocea (large yellow croaker), 1609 nucleotides. RefSeq names its product STKc_p38 domain-containing protein. NCBI's taxonomy places the organism in Eukaryota, Metazoa, Chordata, Actinopteri, Sciaenidae. Gene Ontology annotation, molecular function: ATP binding; MAP kinase activity. Bases 143 to 1237 code for a protein of 364 amino acids. The transcript has 12 exons. Gene Ontology annotation, biological process: protein phosphorylation. The record is from RefSeq and is a predicted model, not a curated record.
GAGAGGGGGAGGAGGGGAGCGUCACCUUGCCCUGCUCUCUUACCUUUUCUACCAGAUCUCACCUGUCAGGUUAACACUCCGCUGUAUAUAAAAAAAAAAAACGUUUUAUGACCAAAAAAACUUCAAAAACAAGAACUGCGCCAUGGAGUCUCCGGUGAAGGACUCCCCAGUCAGACCGGGUUUUCACAGACUGGAGAUCCAGAAAACGACGUGGGACGUCCCGGAGAGAUACACGGCGCUGCGGGCGAUCGGCUCCGGAGCUUACGGCACAGUUUGUUCUGCCAUCGAUCAGAAGACCAAGGAGUCAGUGGCCAUCAAGAAGCUGUAUCGUCCUUUUCAGUCCCUCAUCCACACCAAACGUGCCUACAGGGAACUCAGACUGCUCCGCCACAUACAGCAUGAAAAUGUGAUCAGCCUCAUUGACGUCUUCACACCUGACUCUACACUGGAAAAAUUUCAAACCUUUUAUAUGGUAAUGCCAUUUGUAGCCCAGGAUCUGGGCCACAUUAUGAAAAAGCGGAGAUUAACUGAUCGCAUCAUCACAUACCUGUUCUACCAGCUUCUCAGAGGACUCCAGUACAUUCAUUCUGCAGGGAUCAUUCAUCGGGACCUGAAGCCUGGUAACCUUGCUGUGAAUGAGAACUGUGAAUUAAAGAUCCUGGAUUUUGGCCUGGCAAGACAGACAGAGAGCGAAAUGACCGGUUAUGUUGUGACGCGAUGGUACAGAGCACCAGAGAUCAUAUUCAACUGGAUGCACUACAGUCAGACAGUGGAUGUCUGGUCGGCUGCCUGCAUCCUGGCUGAGAUGAUUACUGGACAGGUGCUUUUCCCAGGACAUGACAGUAUUGAUCAGCUGAAGAAGAUCCUCCGGAUGACAGGGACACCAGACUCCUCCCUGGUUCAGAGGAUGCAGAGUAAAGACGCACAGUCAUAUGUGCAAGGUCUUCCACCACAAAAGAAGAAAAACUUCAAGGAGGUGUUUCCGUCCAUGGAUGCAAAUGCUGUAGAUCUACUGGAGGGGAUGUUACUGCUGGACCCAGAGACAAGGCUGACAGCUAAGCAGGGACUGUCGCACCCUUUCCUGGUUGAAUAUCAUGACCCAGAAUGCGAGCCAGACUCUGAGCCUUAUGACGACUCGUUCGAGAGCUUGGAGCUUGUUGUUGGGGAAUGGAAGAGCCUUAUCCACAUGGAGAUCAUGACCUUUGACCCUGACAACCCCAGUAAGACAGCCAUGUAGGACACUGUGCUGGUGCCUUCCGGUGUUUGGUUAUAUGCACAUCCUGCAAAGGCCAACGACGCUGUCAAGCUCAGAGAAACAAAUACAAAACACAUAAAAGUUUCCUUUUUUGGGUGCAUCUGGUAUGUAUUGCAAUAAAAAUGCAUUUUUACUAAAGGGCAGCUUUACUUCUUAUGGUGGCCUAAAAAGAACAAUAUAAAACAGAGAGUCUGCGACAUUAUGCUAGCAUUAAUGUUGUUUGUAUUCUGUUAUAUCUAGACACCAAUUUGAAUAGAAACCUAUUAUGAGAUACUUGAUCAAUAACACUGAACCACUGAAUUAUGAAACGCUGUCUUCUCAUUUCAAAGUAGUACAAAAUAUCUUACAAAUAAU